Phymastichus coffea is the source of this 3604-nucleotide messenger RNA. RefSeq names its product kinesin-like protein KIF18A. The transcript is spliced from 4 exons. Gene Ontology annotation, biological process: microtubule-based movement. The record is from RefSeq and is a predicted model, not a curated record. Gene Ontology annotation, molecular function: microtubule motor activity; microtubule binding; ATP binding. The coding region runs from base 265 to 2967 and encodes 900 amino acids. Lineage: Eukaryota; Metazoa; Arthropoda; Insecta; Hymenoptera; Eulophidae.
CGAGUUGUUCCGUGUCUGUCUGACCUGCUGACGCCGAUACCGACACAUUAAGAAGUGAAGGCGAUACUAAGGGAGUAUUACCUACGAAAGUCACCAACCAUCCUGGUCGGGACAUCAUCUUAUGUGCUGACGUUGUCAUCCGCAGCGGCGACCAACUCUCCCAUGGACAUCUCAAACUAGUGGACGCGUUGUUGCUUUGCCGAGGCGACAUGCGUUUUCAAGCAAGCCUGGUGACCCUGUGACCAAGGCUAAUCCACAGACAAAAUGGUGUUCAACAGAAAGGACUUGACUAAGGCCUUUUCACCCAAUAAAGUGAAAAAAUUCAGCAAAAGACGAUCUGGUCAAGGAGUGAAGCCAAGUACUAGUGGCAGUACAAUGCGUAGUGAAGCCAGUGAUUCUGCACAAACAAGCAUAAAAGUCAUUGUCAGGGUUAGACCUCAUAAUGAGAAGGAGAUGCAAGAAAAUUACAAAACAGUUGUAAAAAUUAUAGAUGAGCAGAUGCUUAUUUUUGAUCCAAAGGAAGAAGAGAACCCCUUCUUUUAUAGAGGAGUAGUACAGAAAGGUCGUGAUUUAUUGAAAAAACAGAACAAAGAACUACAAUUUGUAUUUGAUAGAGUAUUUGAUAUGACACAUUCAAACACAGAUGUCUUUGAAGGUAGUACAAAGCAUUUAAUCUCAAAUUUGUUGGAUGGUUAUAACUGUUCAGUAUUUGCUUACGGAGCCACCGGAGCUGGCAAAACUCAUACGAUGCUUGGUAAAGAAGGAGAUCCUGGAAUCACAUAUCGUACAAUGGCUGAACUCUUUGCUCAAAUCGAAUUGCAGAGAGAAAGUAGAGAUUUCAAUCUUGGUGUUUCAUACUUAGAAAUUUAUAAUGAGAAUGUACAAGAUCUUCUACACAAAGUUGGUCCAUUGCACUUGAGAGAAGAUGGCAGAGCUGGUGUAAUUGUUGCUGGCUUAAAGAUAAUCUCCAUUCAUAAUCCAGAGGAGUUGUUAUCUCUACUGGCAAAAGGAAACAAAAAUCGUACUCAACAUGCAACAGAUGCCAAUCAGGAAAGUAGUAGAAGUCAUGCUGUUUUUCAGGUGUAUGUAAAUAUCACAAACAAAAUGGAUGGUCAAGUAAAACAUGUGAAACUAUCAAUGAUAGAUUUAGCUGGCUCUGAAAGAGCAUCUGCUACUGGUUGUUCAGGUGCUAGAUUCAAAGAAGGUGCCAACAUAAACAAGUCUCUUUUGGCACUUGGUAAUUGUAUCAAUAAUUUGGCUGAUGGAAUAAAAUAUAUUCCAUACCGCGACUCGAAGUUGACGCGACUUCUCAAGGAUUCUCUAGGUGGGAAUUGUCAAACAGUUAUGAUAGCAAAUAUUAGUCCUUCUAGUGCAACAUUUGAAGAUACAUACAAUACUCUAAGAUAUGCCAACAGGGCUAAGAAAAUCAAAACUAGCGUUAAAAAGAAUAUUGUAUCUUGUCAAAUGCAUGUCUCUGGCUACAUAAAGAUGGUUGAAGAACAGAAAAAGGAAUUAGAAACUUUGAGACAAAAGUUGUCAGCUUACGAAAAAGGAGCUAUUCCUGCAGUUGUUGCGCCUCAAAAUUCAAUUGACAAUGAAAAACAGACUCAGCAAAUAAUAGAAUUCAACAAUAAAUUUGAAGAAUUGUUCAACAAAAAGAAAAUGUUAAAUGAGAAGAUUCUUGGAUUGGAGAGUAUAGACAAAAUUUUAUACUGUAGGAUACUGUACAAAAAAGCUGCUGACAAAAGACUACAUAACUUAACAACAGCUGUAGAUACGUUGUACGAAAAUGAGAAAAACGCCAGUGGGAAGUCACGAGUUAACAAAUCGCUGCAAUACUUCAAGCGUCAGCGAGAAGGUAUUAAAAUACAGAUAAAACAAGUCUGGGAAGAUUUAUGCAAAGUCGAGGCGAGUCUCGCGGAGAUGAUUUUAGAUGUUAAAUCAAAGAAUUUGUAUGACAAAUUUGAGGAUAAAAUCAACGGUUAUACAUCAGAAGUUGAGAAAACGAGGGUACAACAGCAGUUCGAGCACGUCAAAAAGGUCCUCAGCUUGCAGCAGUGCGAAAUGCAAAGUGUUUGUACAAUGCAUAAGAUGAUGAGUACCACCUUGCAGAAUUACUAUAACAUGAUGAGAGGUGGUGGUACCAUCACAGAAAAGCUUAAGCAGGAGUUCAAGCAAUUGGUCAAAUCGCUCGAGGGUGUUAAGAACAUCAAGUGGUCCGACAUGAACAUGGACAAACAAGAUAAAGAUUUCUAUAGCACCACUGUUUUGAGCAUCCAGCAACUUGACAAUCCCACCAGUGGUAACAUGCCUGAGCUUUUGGAUCUCGACUCGGACGACGAGGAAACGGAAAUUACAGAAACUACGCCAUCUAGCAAUAACGUUCUUAGUACGACGUUCAGUUACAGUACUCCACCUAAAAACGGAGCUUUGCCACGUGUAGACGAGAAUCCACUCAACUCUACCAUCACCAUCAAUACCGAUGUCGUAACGGUUGCCGAAGACGAGAACACAGAGUCAAACAGUCUCAACAGCACGUUCCACGUCGCCGAAGCGAAAGGCAGGAAGCGAGUGUUGUCUGAUCAGAGUAAGAACCAGGUGAAUUCCAGGUCGCCCGCAAAAAUCGCUAAGAAAAUUUCACCACCUCAAAAAGGUAAAAUCGAUGUAGCGGCUCCCGUGCAAAAUGGUAAGGAGAACAGCAAGGAUUUUACCAGACCUACCAUGACUGCCAAGAGUAUCGCUAUCUUGAACAAGAUCAAGGCCGAGAGGUUAAGGCAGCAGCAGCAGCAGUCACUUGUGAGCACGACUUGCAAUGGGGACCAGUCCGAGGCUGCACUCAAGGCCAUGAGGACAAAGGAGAGAAGAGGACUUACGUUUUCACAUCCAUACCAGAAACCUAUUAAUACAAUACAAAAGCAAACGACGCAGCAGAAAUCAACGGCGCCGUCGUCUCGAGUGCCAUGGUAGGAAAGUUAAAGAUAGUUCUUGGAGCUGUGUAGAAAUAAAUGUGUAUAUAAUUUUAACAUUCUUGAUCCCGUGUUAAACAAGCUAGUACGCAUAAGUACAGUCUAUGCUAAUUUUUAAUAUGACGGUUCAAAUUUGCAGGUUCUUUCAAAUUCUUGCCUCUCGAUUUAUUUUAUUAUCAUUAAAAUUGUUUAUUAUUAUUAAUUUUUUUGGAAAGAUAAAAUCCGCCAAAGAAUUAUCGAACGCGAUAUAUAAGGGUCCACUAACAAAAUAAAAAGAAGUGCUUCCGCACCGAGCUAAUCUUUUUAUAAAAAAACAAAAUAAUUUAUUUUUAACAAAUAACAGUUUCUUUUUUACAUGAUUCUUGGAUCAUAAAGCUCCGGGAUUGACGUUUAAAGCAACGUUACACUUAUAUACUGACAUGACUGCCUUGUAUUUUAACGAAAAUAAUAGAUAAUAAGCCAUUUAAAAAACAUUGCGCAUUCGUGUUGAAACGAUCACGACUGAUGAUUGUAUUAGUUUCUACAACGUAUUGAUUAAUAAUUUUAUUUUUUAUCUUUGUUGUAAAGCAAAUUAAUUGAUAUAUAAUUUGAUACCUUUUUGCGUACGUAAUGUGAGAAGUUAUCAUAAUAUUUUGAAU